GCUUCCUCGCGCCGCGGUCUUCUCGAUCCACCCCCGACACCGCGGGGCUUCCCCCCGCCCGCCAACGGCGGGUCCCCAGCUUCCCAAUCCCCCUCGCUUCCCGCGCUCUCCGGCGGGGGCCUAGCCCCUGCCUCCUCGCUCCCACCCUUCCCCCGAAUUCCCCUUCCGGACGCUGCCAUCAUGUUGAAGCCUCAGCCGCCACAACAGACCUCCCAGCCCCAGCAGCCGCCCCCCGCGCAACAGGCCGUGGCCCGCCGGCCCCCCGGGGGCACCAGCCCUCCCAACGGCGGCCUCCCGGGGCCCCUGGCCGCCGCCUCGGCUCCCCCAGGGCCGCCCGUGGCCGCUUCCCCCUGCCUGGGGCCUGCAGCCGCGGCCGGGAGCGGGCUCCGCCGGGGAGCCGAGGGCAUCUUGGCGCCGCAGCCGCCGCCGCCGCAACACCAGGAGAGGCCGGGGGCAGCGGCCAUCGGCAGCGCCAGGGGACAAAGCACAGGAAAGGGACCCCCACCGGUAUUUGAAGGUGUCUAUAACAAUUCCAGAAUGCUGCAUUUCCUUACAGCUGUUGUGGGCUCCACUUGUGAUGUAAAGGUGAAGAAUGGCACCACCUAUGAAGGUAUCUUCAAGACUCUAAGCUCAAAGUUUGAACUAGCAGUAGAUGCUGUGCACCGGAAAGCUUCUGAGCCAGCAGGUGGCCCUCGUCGGGAAGACAUUGUGGACACCAUGGUGUUUAAGCCAAAUGAUGUCAUGCUUGUUCACUUCCGAAAUGUUGACUUCAAUUAUGCUACUAAAGACAAGUUCACUGAUUCAGCCAUUGCCAUGAACUCGAAGGUGAAUGGUGAGCACAAAGAGAAGGUGCUCCAGCGCUGGGAGGGCGGUGACAGCAACAGUGAUGACUACGACCUGGAGUCUGACAUGUCCAAUGGAUGGGACCCCAAUGAAAUGUUCAAGUUCAAUGAGGAGAACUACGGUGUAAAGACCACCUAUGAUAGCAGUCUUUCGUCUUAUACGGUGCCCUUAGAGAAAGACAAUUCAGAGGAGUUUCGUCAACGGGAGCUGCGUGCAGCCCAGUUGGCUCGAGAGAUUGAAUCAAGCCCCCAGUACCGCCUGCGGAUUGCCAUGGAGAAUGAUGACGGGCGCACUGAGGAGGAGAAGCACAGCGCGGUCCAGCGCCAGGGUUCUGGGCGGGAGAGCCCCAGCUUGGCAUCCAGGGAGGGAAAAUACAUCCCUCUACCCCAACGAGUUCGGGAAGGUCCCCGGGGAGGAGUUCGCUGCAGUAGUUCUCGGGGUGGCCGACCUGGCCUUAGCUCUUUGCCACCUCGUGGCCCUCACCAUCUUGACAACAGCAGCCCUGGCCCAGGUUCUGAGACACGUGGCAUCAAUGGAGGCCCUUCCCGCAUGUCCCCUAAGGCACAGCGGCCUGUGAGAGGUGCUAAGACUCUGUCUUCACCCAGUGGUAGGCCUUCUGGAGAAACUUCUGUUCCACCUCCUCCUGCAGUGGGCCGGAUGUACCCACCACGCUCUCCCAAGUCUGCUGCCCCUGCCCCAAUCUCAGCUUCCUGUCCUGAGCCUCCCAUCGGCUCAGCGGUACCAACCUCUUCAGCUUCCAUCCCUGUGACAUCAUCAGUUGUGGAUCCUGGAGUAGGCUCCAUUUCCCCAGCUUCUCCAAAGAUCUCACUCGCCCCCACAGAUGUAAAAGAACUUCCGGCCAAGGAACCUGGGAGAACUCUGGAGUCCCAGGAGUUGUCCCGGAUAGCUGGGAAAGUCCCUGGCCUGCAGAAUGAACAGAAACGCUUUCAACUGGAAGAACUGAGAAAGUUUGGGGCCCAGUUUAAGCUUCAACCCAGUAGCUCUCCUGAUACCAGUCUGGAUCCUUUUCCUCCCCGGAUCUUAAAGGAGGAGGCCAAAGGGAAGGAGAAGGAGGUUGAUGGUCUCUUGACCUCAGAGCCCAUGGGGUCCCCAGUCUCCUCCAAGACGGAGUCCGUAUCGGAUAAGGAGGACAAACCACCUCUGCCAUCAGCAGGAGGCACUGAGGGGCCAGAGCAGCCCUCACCAUCUUGCCCAAGCCAAACUGGCAGCCCCCCAGUGGGCCUCAUUAAGGGAGAUGACAAGGAUGAGGGUCCCGUUGCUGAACAAGUGAAGAAGUCAACUUUGAACCCCAAUGCCAAGGAGUUUAAUCCCACAAAGCCCUUGCUGUCUGUGAAUAAGUCCACUAGUACCCCAACUUCUCCAGGACCCCGGACUCAUUCAACUCCCUCCAUCCCGGUGCUGACAGGCCAGAGUGGGCUGUAUAGCCCCCAGUACAUUUCCUACAUACCUCAGAUCCAUAUGGGACCAGCUGUUCAGGCACCUCAAAUGUAUCCAUAUCCUGUAUCCAACUCAGUGCCUGGACAGCAGGGCAAGUACCGGGGAGCCAAAGGCUCCCUGCCCCCCCAGCGCUCGGACCAACACCAGCCAGCCUCAGCCCCUCCAAUGAUGCAGGCCGCUGCCGCCGCUGCCGGCCCCCCUCUAGUGGCUGCCACACCGUAUUCUUCCUACAUCCCCUACAACCCUCAGCAGUUCCCAGGCCAGCCCGCCAUGAUGCAGCCCAUGGCCCACUACCCCUCACAGCCGGUGUUUGCCCCCAUGCUUCAAAGCAACCCACGCAUGCUGACGUCGGGGAGCCAUCCCCAGGCCAUUGUGUCGUCGUCCACCCCUCAGUACCCUUCUGCAGAGCAGCCCACCCCCCAAGCCCUUUAUGCCACUGUUCACCAGUCCUAUCCACACCAUGCCACGCAGCUCCAUGCCCACCAGCCGCAGCCGGCCACCACGCCUACUGGGAGCCAGCCGCAGUCCCAGCAUGCGGCCCCCAGUCCUGUCCAGCACCAGGCGGGGCAGGCCCCACACCUGGGCAGUGGACAGCCACAGCAGAAUCUGUACCACCCAGGGGCCCUGACAGGCACGCCGCCUUCUCUGCCACCGGGACCUUCUGCCCAGUCCCCCCAGAGCAGUUUUCCCCAACCUGCCGCUGUGUAUGCCAUCCAUGCCCAUCAGCAGCUGCCCCACGGUUUCACCAACAUGGCCCAUGUUACCCAGGCCCAUGUCCAAACUGGAAUCACAGCAGCCCCGCCCCCUCACCCUGGGGCUCCCCACCCGCCCCAGGUGAUGCUGCUGCACCCACCCCAGAGCCAUGGGGGCCCCCCCCAAGGCGCGGUGCCCCAGAGUGGGGUGCCUGCACUCUCAGCUUCCACACCCUCACCCUACCCCUACAUCGGACACCCCCAAGGUGAGCAGCCUGGCCAGGCGCCUGGAUUUCCAGGAGGAGCCGAUGACAGGAUUCGUGAGUUCUCGUUAGCUGGGGGAAUUUGGCAUGGAAGAGCUGAUGGGCUGCAGGUGGGGCAGGAUGCACGGGUUCUGGGUGGGGAGUGAGGGGUCUUGGAGGCAGGGCUGUCCCACAGGGCGCCCGCCGACCUGCACCUGUCUGUGAAGUAUGUAGGGUGGGCAGAAGCCACAGUCGCCGCCGCCAGGGGCUUGCUCCUGGCUCUGUCCUUUGCUUCCCUCCGUCCUCGCUCAGUUGUGAUCCAGCAGCCCCCCUCCCCACUGCCUCCCCAGCUCUCAGUGACCCCGACUGUCUCCUGACUUAGCCGAGGUAAGGUCAGCGCAGCAGACAGGGCCAGGCUGGGGUGUGGGGGGCUGAGCUGGGCACACGAGUAAGGGCACUGGCUCACUGGGAAACAGCGAUUGAUCUGUGCUUCUGACAGCCCCAUGAGACACCUUGAGGAGGCCGCUCCUACCCAAACACUCCCCCCACACCCCACACUGGACGGCAUUGGAUGAAGGGACAGCUGCUUGGGUUCUAAUGCUCCUGCUCUCUUCUCUUUCCCCUCCAACCAGUUCAAUCUCAUCCCUCCCAGCAGCUCCCCUUCCACCCCCCGGGGAACUGAAGAUUGUCCUGGCCGCGACCUGAGACCUCCAUGAGUGGAGGGAAGAGUGAUCUAUGUCUCUUCCCCCAGCAGCUCGGACCAGUCCCAGCCCCCCCAACCCCCCUUUCCCCGGGGGAGCUGGGGAGAUCCUGCCAAGCACCUUGAAUGGGAAGGGCCUCAAAGUGGGCAGGGCCAGGGUCCAGCGGGGGCGGGGGGUUCCUGCUCUGCCCUUGCCCGUCCCCACCCUAUCUUGCCCUCCCAUCCUCUCAUCUAUCCCCCGCUGGAAACGGAAGAUCUUUUAUUUUCUAUUAUUUAUAACCUCAGACUUGGGCCCCCCUGUUCUUUCUUCCCCAUUAACUUGAGUGAUCUGCGUGAGACAGACAGAUGCCCCCUAAGGAUGGUUGGACAAGGACUUUUACUUUUUAUUACAUAAAAAUAUUAAAAAAAAUUAAAAAAAAUAAAAUUUUAAACUAACUUAA
This is a messenger RNA of Talpa occidentalis (Iberian mole), 4375 nucleotides long. RefSeq names its product ataxin 2 like (gene ATXN2L). NCBI's taxonomy places the organism in Eukaryota, Metazoa, Chordata, Mammalia, Eulipotyphla, Talpidae. The transcript is spliced from 22 exons. Gene Ontology annotation, biological process: cytoplasmic stress granule assembly. The record is from RefSeq and is a predicted model, not a curated record. Gene Ontology annotation, cellular component: cytoplasmic stress granule. Gene Ontology annotation, molecular function: RNA binding. The coding region runs from base 181 to 3402 and encodes 1073 amino acids.